Messenger RNA from Penaeus chinensis, 4108 nucleotides. Its product is annotated as zinc finger protein 888-like. The record is from RefSeq and is a predicted model, not a curated record. The coding region runs from base 542 to 4021 and encodes 1159 amino acids. The transcript is spliced from 2 exons. Lineage: Eukaryota; Metazoa; Arthropoda; Malacostraca; Decapoda; Penaeidae.
CUGCCGUGUUUUGGUCGUGGUAACUGUAGGACAGUGGCCGAGUGAUGCGAAAGGCGAGAGGGACACGCUGUGACUGCCGUUUCAUGACGCCAUGCCGGUAAACACCGUAGGAGAAAGCCCCCGGCUGUGAAAUGACGGCACUGGUCGAGGCGAGCAGGGGAAGGAGCCCCUGUAAGUGCUCUCAUACAACGUAAUGAGUUUUCUGGAGCUCUGUUCGGGGGAGGUGUCGACGCCGCUCUGAGACAAGUAUUCUCGUUGGUCCCGGCGGAGACUGAGAACCCUCCCCCUUACUCCCUCCCUGGGGACCCCUUCGCUACAGCACCCCAGGCCAUCUAGUCCAUUUUCUAGUCAGCGAAGAUGUCUUGGCAUAAUCGUUACCUUGUGAUAUACUCGUAAGUGUGGGUGGUGUUGAUGGAAAGGAGGGCUGAGGGCGUUCUGUGUCUCCGAGUGAAAGGACGCAAAAAUGGUGCUGAGUUCGACGCGCGUGUUAUGGUGAACUCAGUCGUGGGAUAUCUCGCGCCGGGAGUGGACGGCCCUCAUUAUGCCCAGUAAGUCUGUUCGGAUUUCGUCGACGCAUAAAACCCGCCGGGGCUUCCACUGCAAGCGUGCCACAGCUCGAGCCAGCAAGUCCGUGUCCUCGUCCAAGCCCCUGCUCUCCUCCGGCCGCCUCCGAAGGCCCUCCGUUCGAUGGCUCGCAGUGGAUGUACCGCCCAAUGAGAGCGCAGACGCCUCCGAAAGCAACUUUAGUCGCCUCCACUUUCUGGCGAACAUUAUACGUGCUCACUCGAAGCAGUACAAGACAGGUGAUCAAAGCAGAGAUACUCUAGUCAUUGGCGGAGAUUUACUGAUCUCAAAGACAAGCGGAUAUCGCAGUGAGAAUCCGCACGCUGGCUCUGUCAGCCAGAGGGAGGGGAAGGAAGUGUCUCCUGGCCGCGUUGUGUCAGAGGCAGACACUAUAACCAUCGAGAAGAUCAACUAUAAGUGCGAGGUCCUGCGCGAGCACAGCAAGAAUUGCAGUUGUUCCACACCACGCCUUCACGUGUACCUGACCACUAGUCACCGCUGUGGUGACACCUGCUCUGUCAACACAGCUGCCAACACUGGUGUUAGUCACCCCAUCCACACCACCACCAAGACUCAAGGAGAGCACCCCGACAACGCGCACGCCCUCUCGAGUGACUCGUCCGACUCGGCUAUGACAGGGAAGUCAAGAGCGAAGACGAAAGCCAGGAAACCCUCCGUGAAAGUGCCUCGGGUUAGGGGAGCGCGUUCGGGCGCCCCCAAGAGCGUGUCCGCCGCAAGCCCCGACAAGGCUGUACUCGCGAGGAAUAGACAGCUGGACGCCGCCAUGACGAGCAUGUCCAGAGCCGAAGAACCGGAGUCCGAGUUGCUGGUCGAGGAGGAGUGUGAUUCCCUGCCCACCAUUAUGAGCACACUCUCGGGGGGCGUCGAGUACAUCGUUCUGGACGACGACGCCCUCAACCUCACCAAAGACGGCGUCACUUCUUCCGACGUUUUGAAGACUAAACUCGAGACAAUCUUAGAGGACAUCGAUGAAAAGCCAGAUAUUCGCGCCUGUGAAGCUCGAACAAUGGUAACCAGGGAAAUGAGGAGCCAGAUGUCGGAGUCGACCAGCUCGAGCACCGUCAGGAGUUUCGCUCGCAUGAUGGACGUGGAGAAGAAGGAGGAGAACGUCGAGGUCAAGAUCGAGUCCUCUGCUGGAAGCAACACCCUGGCCGGAGUCUGCACCAACCGCUGCCCCUCAAUCAAGGACAUUUUCGGCGACGUCAGUAUCAAGGAAGAGCCCCUGGACAUGGGCAGCAAUAAUGACAUGACAAUUGACGACUUCAGUAAAGAAAUCAGCAAGCUCUCGGACUCGAAGAUGAUUCUCCCUGACUGCACUAAGGGCGAAGAGAAGCCUGGCGAAGGCAACAGCGAGAUCUGGAAUAAUGGCAUCUUCGCCGGGCUUAUCAAGGAAGAAACACACCGAGACGAGGUCGAUAUCGAUACCCACGGCUCUGACGACUCCCUUGGGCCGCUGCAGAUCGACGAGGGCGAGCACGACGACUCCCCGAACAAGGACGGCGGCGCCGACCACCAGAUGCCCAGCGUCAACAUCAUAAGCCCUUUCAAAAUCAAAAUUCUGCUGGGCAGCCCGAGGCACGAGGCCCUCCAGGAACAGGCGUCGACGGGCCCUGCUGUCUCUCCCGCGAAGCCCUCCUCAGCCAGGCCGAAGAGGAACGGCACCGCGACCACCAAGCGAGGGAGAAAAUGUCAGAAAAAAAGCGUCAACAAUAUCAAAGACUUGAGUGCCGGGUCUUCGACAGCCUCAGAGGGCUCAGGUAGUUUCGUUAUCAAAAGUUUGAAGUGCGCUUAUUGCCAGGUCGAGAGCCCAGACGUCCAGGCACUCGCCCAGCACUUCGAGGAUCACCAGAAAGAUGGCAUCAUCAUUUGUUAUGUCUGCCAGAAGAGUUUCGCCGAUAGGAAUAGUUUAAAGAGGCACAUGCGCACUCAUACCCGAGUGAACUCCAACUUAUCGACGGCUCCCGAAGGCUCAGGUAGUUUUACAAUUAAGAGUUUAAAGUGUUUCUAUUGCCACGUCGAGAGUCCUGAUAUUCAAGCACUCGCCAAGCAUUUCGAUGAUCACCAGAAAGACGGACUCAUUAUCUGUUACUUUUGUCAAAGAAGCUUCGGUGACAAAACGGGUUUGAAACGGCACAUGCGCACUCACACUGGGGAGAAGCCAUAUCAGUGUAAGAUUUGUGGAAAGAGAUUUAGUCUUCCCGGAAACUUUAAAAAGCACAGAGACAUACACGAGGAUCGUCGGACGGAGCCGUGUGAAAUAUGCGGCAAAACAUUCAGACGCAAAGAACACUUGAAGUACCACAUGCGGACUCACACGGGUGAGAAACCAUACACUUGCAGCGAAUGUGGUACGUCGUUUACCGCCAGGUACUCUCUCCAGAUACAUAUGAACAUUCAUCUAGGGAAAAAGCCAUAUAAGUGUACUUACUGCAGCAAAGCAUUCUCUGAUAAAUCCACCAUGAGAAAGCAUGUGCGGAUCCACACAGGCGAGAAGCCCUUUUCUUGCGAGCAGUGUGGGAGGUGCUUUGGGGAGUCCGGGACCCUCGCAGCCCACAUGGCCACCCACCGAAGCGAAAGGCCCUUUAAGUGCGACAAGUGUCACCUGAGCUUCAAAACUACAGGGGGUCUCAGACAGCACGAGAAGAUCCACACCGGAGAAAAGCAAUUUGCCUGCAAGUUCUGCGGCAUGAAGUUCCUCCAGAAGUAUAACAUGACGAUGCACGAGAGGAUCCACACUGGAGAGAAGCCCUACACCUGCUCCCACUGCGACCGAAGCUUCCGAAGUCGCUCGUGCCUGGCCAAGCACAUCGUCCUGCACGGAGGCGACGAGGAGCGGAGGUACCACUGCGACCACUGCAGCAGCCGAUUCUACCGCAAAGCCCACCUCAGACGCCACAUCGACAUGCACUUGGGCAUCAAAAACUACGAGUGCCACGAAUGCCUGAAGAAGUUCUGCACGAAGGGCACGCUGAAGAGCCACCUCAAGACGUUCCACAGCAACGGCGCCAGGAGGUUCCCGUGCAACUGGUGCGGCCGCGUGUUCAAGAGGAAGAUCUACGUGAGCACGCACGAGUGCCUCAAGUACCCGGUGCGGAAGGGCGAGCAGCAGGACGGGGCCAACGACGAGGCGGACUCCUCCGGCGCGGCGCAGGGCCUCAACGCGUCGCAGUCCGAGCACUCGGGCUUGGACGUGGUGAAGAGCGAGCCCGAGGAGGAGAUGGUGGAGGACGACGACGAUGAUGACGACGACGACGAUGAUGACGACGACGAUGAUUCGGAUUCGGAUGACGACGAGGACGACGACGAGGACGAGGAUGAGGACGAGGAUGGAGACGGGGAGGAGUACGACGACGACAUAAGGAUUGAUAUGGAGGUUGAGGAAGGCGGUAAGGGCCAAAGCCGCCAUAAAAGGUCGUGUGAAGGCGCUGCAUCGUGAUAUGGCAGCAAGGAAGUGAACAUCUAGUCUAUGUGAAUUUUGGUAACUGUCAAUAUACAUAAGGAGUGUUCUCGUGUGUGUGUCUAU